UUCGAGAAAGACUUACCCCAUCCUCUCAACAAUUAAAUUAUUUAAACAUGACACUGUCAUAAGCACCAACAGCAAACUAACUAAGCAACCAACUCUGCCAUUUAUUUCUUUGUCUCCUUUCUCUCCCAAAGCAAAACAAGAAGGAAAAGGAAAGGGGCAUUUCCCCAUUUUUCUUUUGCCCAAUUCAUCUUCCCUGUUGGUGGUUGCACCUUUGCAGUUUGUUAAACCACCAAAAGCUUGAAAAAAACACAAGGCAAAACUGGAUCUCUGUUGCCCUUUGGUUGAGGUGGUAACACGAAAAUGUUUGAUUUGCCAUAUGGCAGCAAAGGGAAUUUGGGACCAAGCCACGGGUUAAUAAUUGCCCUUCUGCUACUCAUGCUGCUGUGCGGUUUUGGUUUGUCUCUAUCAGUUUGGCUUGGAUCAACCAUCUCUUUCUGAUGGGUGAAAAAGAAAGCACAUUUUUCAUCGUGGACGGUGAAUCAAAAGCUAAUAAAGGGUAGAAAAGGACUUUUGCCGUCAAUGUUGCUCUCGUGGUUGACUAUGUACCCAAUAAGUAAUAAAUUUCAAUAAUUUAUAAGUAGAUUCAUCUCAAAAUAACAUUCGAAAUGAUAAAUGAGAUUAGAAGGUCCCAAUAACCUGUUUAUUGAGACCUUCUUUCUUCAUCUAGCUCAAGCUUACAACUUUGGAACAAAAUAAUUGCUUUGGGCCCCCAAAAAAUAGAGCCGUUGGUAAAGCUGGGUUUUCUGGCCCAUUUUUUGUGGCGUGGCCUGUGGGAGAUCUGACUUCUCAAUUAUUACGGGUUGAUUUAGUAGGACAAGAACAAAUUUCUGAUUCUGAGAGAUGUACUUGGGCCGGGCCCAUUCGCCAAUUGCUUUUCCAGCUUUGUCUUUUGGAGUAAGCGGGUACAACUGCAAUAAGGUCUCCAUAAGUGUUUCCUCGUAGGAACGCCCGCGAAUCUGAUCAAUCACCCUUCGCGCUUUGUGACCAAGAGGCCCAAUUUGAGCCCACCGAAUCUGAAACGAUCGAUAUUGAGGUGUCCAUUUACGUCCUCUCAAUCCAUUCCCUCUUUAGACCUAUUUGUUGGCAGAUUGUUGGUUGAUCUUGAUCAUCAUUCAUCACUUACCCCUGUGAUUAGGGAUUUCAAUUGUAGUUAUUCUACUAAAAUCCCCUUUAUGUGGUUCAUAUACUGUUUCAUACAACCACCCAAUACAAAUUUACACUAACACAUACAUUUUUUUUCUCACAGAUUUCUUCGAUUAUCAUUAUAUAAUUUAUGAAGUUACAACAAACGUGUUUUGAAAAAAAAAUUAAACACAAGCAAAUAGUGAAUGGUUUUCGUGUGAAAUGAACACACUUCCCUUGUUCACUGUUAUAAAAUUGAAAAUUAAGACCAUUUUGAGAUGAAUCAGGUGAUCAAAAUGAUGAUUAUGCGUUCAUAUUAUUAUUAUUAUUAUUAUUAUUGAGUAUAAUUAUUAGAGGCAAGAAGAUAAACAUAUGAUAUCAAAACAGGGACCAAUAAUUAGCUUCUUCAUCUACAGUUAAUCAUCCAUCAUAUAUCUAUCAUUAUCAAUUUGUAUCUUACUGAAACCAAAAGCUUGGCUAGAAGAUGAUGGCAGAAAGUGUUUAUCUUUUCGGUGGUAGCUAGCUAGGUAGCCCAAUAAUGGUUAGGAGCACUAAUCCAAUAAUAUCAAGUUUGUGUGUUUGGGAUGAGAUGCAUGACGGUGUGACAAUAAUAUUAAACGAAUUAUAAUUGGUUUUUGUGUUCUUAAAAUUGGGGUAUGGAGGAACAUUCCCUAUUGCCUUGAGUCCAAUAAAUUAGAGAAAUUAAAGCAAAUAUACAUGUGCAAAGAGCCAAAGAGACAUGAAUUGCUUGUGUCCAUAUUGCCAUCUAUACUUGGUCAAAUUGUGACCAAAACUUUUUUUUUUAUUUCUUGUUUUGGUUUGCAGUACAAAGAACAUUAUUCAUUACCAAAAUCUAGGGCAACCUUUAGGCCAAAUCUUUUAGACGGCUGCAUAUAUUCUUCCCUUUUUCCUUCUCCUUUUGGUUUGUGGCUAGAUGAAAAGAAUUAUGCUCUAAGGUUCUAGAGAGAGAUUCGUCUUUGGUAUAAGAUUAUGCUUCGUGGCUCUUUCACAAUUCACAUCAUUGUUAAGCACGAUUUGCGUCGAGUCUCAUUUGAUUUUUAAUUCUACCAAUGAGAAACAUGCCAUAUCAUCAUGUAUCUACUUAAUGAAUCGGUACCAUGGUCAAUAAGACAUAGAGUACAAGACCACUCGCGUCAUGAAGUGAUAUCAAAUUAAUCAAAAUAAUGAAUCUCAAUGGUCUAUCAACAAUUUAAAUGCACCUAUAUAGACAAUAAAAACUAAAAAUUCUACGAUUGGUACAACUCAACUCUAAUUGAUCAAUGCCUUAGUAUAAUAACUUGAAGAUCUUAACAUGUUAUUGUCAUUCCAAAUAUCCUCCAUUAAUAUAUAGUAGAGUUUUGUAAACUUUUCUCCAUUUCAAAUUUCCUGCAAUGAGAGUGAAAGUAGGAAGGACAAUUUUGUCUUUACAAUUAAUUAUUUAUUUCAUAAAAAUAUCAAUAUCAAGAUUCGAACCCGGGUCUCUUCAGACAAAGAUAGCAAUCAUAACCAAUUAUACUAAAUGUAUUUGUUGUUCCUUUUUUAAUACAAAACAUACAUGUAUUUAAACUGUGAAAAGCAGAGAACUUUUCCAUCAUGAUUAACAAGUGCACUAAGUCUACUAUAUGUAUUUUCAUGGUGCUUAAUACUUCAAUUUUCAUAGUACAGUUUCAUUUAAUUUUAUCAAUUUUAGAAUUCAUGCUCUCUCUUUUAUUUUCGCUAAAGGUAAAUUGGUAAUUGGCUAACAUGGAAGAAACUAUUUCCUUUACUAUGUGUUGUGUCCUUGCAUUUUUCAAUAUAAUUUAAAUUUUGUGCCUUUUUUAUCUUUGUUCUUAUCUCUUUCUAAUUUUCUCCGAAAUUCCCUCCAUCGUGCAAUAGUUUGCGUGCUUUCACUUCCCAGUAUAAGGAGCAUUUGAAAAUCAACAUCCCUGUAUCUUUUGGCACUGCAGUUUUAUUCUUGGGGAUUUAAGCUGGGCAAAUAGAAGAUUUCAACUCUCAUAUCAAUCCAUGGCCAAUAGAAUGGAGUUCAAUCAAGUAGUUAUGGCAUGGCCUUGAUUAUCUCGCUCGAUUCCUCUGCACUGGCAUCACCCAAUGGUUCUGUCUCUCCCCGAUGUACUAUCAGAAGAACUAUUUUGCUGCUUCUAUUGUUGAAGGCAAUGUUUGAUCAGUUAUACCUUUCGCCUUUACUCCUCUUCCUAUACCAGGCAUUGACCUUUAAUAGGUUUUCGAUUUCCGAUCAAGGUUAAUCGCUUUACACAUGUAAGUUAUUCGUUUCUUCUCUAUGUCUCAUGGUUUUAUCUUUCUGAUUAAUAACAAAGCGACUUUUAUUUUCACGUUGUCUCAUGAGCACAACAUGCAUAAUAUCUAUUUAUUUUGAUCUUAUUGCCUGAAACGAUGUUUAAAGCUCGGGGGAUCUCCUGCGUGAUUUCUCCUCUUUCUGUUAUUAGGUUUCAACUUCAAUGUGUUUCUAUCUUCAUAUUAGGUUCAUCGAAUUGAACUGGCAGGCUAUUAUUUCCUUCCCGAUUUAUCUAAGUUUUUUGUUUAUGAAUGAUUUAUUAAAUAUAGAAAAUGAAUUUGAACGAUGGUUUGGGUACUAUAUUUGUUUGUAAGCAAAAGAGAUGUUUGUGUAGAACAUGGCAGUUGUACUUUGCUAGAGCCCUGUCCACUUUGUUGUGUGUUUCCUGUACUUUAUUUUUGUUCUUUGCUUAGCUAUUGAAAUAAUAAAAUAAGAUCAAAAUGAGAAAAAGGUUUCUUUUCAAUUACAAUAUUUCCGCUCAUAUUUGAUUUUGUGAUAACUAAUGUUCUCCGCAACCAUAAUUUUCCUCAUUAAUUUUUAUUCUUAUCUCACUAAUCAAAUUUUGAUAUUGUUUUAGAAUUAGUUAGAAAUUGAGAUUUCAUGCAACACUCUAGGAGUUUGAGGUGUUGAACUUGGAGUAGAAGAGUUAGGAUUGAGUUUGAAAAUGAGAGUGGUGGGGGGGAAGAAAAAUUCAACUGUAGCAUGUUAAGGCAUAGAAGAGGGAGUUACCGAGGGUAGUGAUCGAAUUGAGGAGGGUGUUGAAAGACGCGGAAGCAAAACUGGAGCAGUUAAAGAGAGAGAAGUGAGAGAUGAUGAGGAUAUUAAUAAAAAUGGAGAGGGUAUUGAAGGACAUGGAAGUGUACUGAAGCAUGUGAAGACAUACAAGGGGGGGGGGGGGGAAUGAGCUUAUUGAUGGAAUUGGAGAUGAGUUUUGGUUUUAGCGAACUUAUUACAACUGGACUUGAGGAAGAUGAGUUGGCAAAACACAGGAAGAGGAUUGAGGAGUUGAAGAGCGAGUUGACAAAAACCCUAAUUGGAAGAGAAAUUGAGGGUCGCAGAGAGAAGGUCCAUCAAAGUAGCAGAAAUGGAGUUGCAGAAGAAGGGUUAGAAAGUGAAUGUUUGGUUGAAACAUAUGCUUCUUGAGAUUGAAGAUAGAGUAGAUAAAAAUUUGGUCGUUCAAUGGAGAGUGGUCGCUAUUGGAUCAUUAGGUUUAUAGUUUUUGCAGCUACCACAACCUAUUUCUAUCUUAAAACGAGUAAUCAUUGAUUGAUUUAAUGAAGUAGGUUGAUUCUUUAUUCAACCUACUGGAACUGAUAGAUAAGGACUGUCUAAUUUUGCGUCAUAUUACUUUGAUCGAGUCUAUUAGUAUAUUGGAGGUAACCCAAUUUACUUUGAUCGUUUGCUCUCAAGUUUUGAUGGUCCACUCUAAGCCGAGUUGUUAGUAUAUAGUUGACUUGAACCUACAACUAUCCAUUUCUUUUUUAUUAGUGGCAUAUUGCCCCCAAAAUGAGAGCAUUGAACCAUUUACGUAGGAUUGUGAGGUUUUAGAUUCAGUUUCAAACUAUCUAUGGGUCGUGUGGGAAUUCCAGUGAGCUUUUAUACUCUAUCUUUCUUAACAAUCAACUAGCCAAUGACAUAUUAACUGGGCUUAAUUAUCAUUAUGAAAAUGAGAUCAAUCAUACAUUUUUAUGUUUUAUUUUCUCAAAUGAUGAUGAUAUUUCUCUGAAUGUUCGACCUAUAUAUUCUUUCUUUAUGUAUCAUCUCGAUCAAAAGAUUGCCAAUCAAAUUAAACAGGUUGAUAGACUUUAACGUAACAUAAAAAGUAUAAAAAAUAAAAUAUAAACAUUCCGGCCAACAGGCCGGAUUAUAAGCUAGUAAGAUAUAUAGCAAACUAUGAACCAAUUGUGACACAUGUUUAACCGUUCCUCAACCCACCACUAUGAACUUAUAGACGAGUUUUCAUUCCGUAUUGAAGACUUCCAAUUCUAUGUCAUUUAGUUACCUCUUUUGAAGCACUAGGACGGCGACGUCCCCUCCUUGCUUGCUUGGUCUAGCAAACACAACUAAAGAGCCGGCGUCUACAUUCGAGUUUGUGCAAGAGGGUAUUUCUCUUUUCCCCUAUUGAAAAGGUGAUUGAAAGCGAAAGAGAUAUGGUGAAAUGGAAAUGGAAAGGAAGGAAGGAUUGAAAACGAAAGGCCUAAUUGCUUUCGUCCUUUGUGGUGUCAUUAGCGAUAGAUAGGUAUGUUUGUACGUUUGGAUUUUGACGCCUUCUGUAGUUUCCCCCCGUCCGUAGUAGAUAUGGAAAUAUGUAUGUAGCAUGUCAUUUUCCCUAAUUAUUUUGUGGCAUAGGAACCCUACAAAUGAGUUGAAUGGGAGGAGUUACGGUGCUAAUUAUACAAUAGUUAGUACCCUCCUAACCAAGGGAAAAACUACUACUAGUUUGAAUUAGUAGUGAUUUAGCUUAGAUGUUGUAUUGAUUUUAUAAUAAUCCGUAGUGAUUUCGUUAUUUUUAGUAGUGUUGUAUUGAUUUUAUAAUAAUCCGUAGUGAUUUCGUUAUUUUUAAUAGCGUUUUUUGCUAGUUAUCACGGUGCUAACCCCUAUAAGGGUUAGCACCUAAUCACAUCCCGAGUUGAAUGAGUUACGGUACUUUAAUCUUAAGAUGUAAUAACUCUGAGUUUGAGAAACAUUCCAAUCUUAAGAGUCUUUCUAAGUUACUGAAUCUAGAUUCUCAAUCUCGCAAGUGCUCAUUUGUUAGCAUGAGUUCAAUUCGAUGUGUUGGGUUAUGAUUAAACGAGGGAGUGAUAUCUAAAAGACUAAAACUCAAGGGGCCCAUUUGGGUAGGUGACAAAUUAGGGGUAUGGGGGAGAAAUUGAUCGAUAUAUGGGUUUUCGGUGGUCAUAGCAUCAUGGUCCCUCUAAAUCUACCCUAUCUCGCACGUUUGACCUAUAUAUUACGGAUUCCAUAAAUGAAUGUAACCCAUUACAUCUCGAUCUAUCUAUAGUAGUUAGCUACAAAAUUAAAAUAGUGAAAAAGGAAAACAAGGGCCGAUAUGAGUAUAGCUAUUAAAGAAUAUGGACUACAACUAGUUACAUCAAUUAUUAGAAGAAUUUUACAAUACUUUAUAGUAUCGAUGUUUUAGUUUACAAAAAGAAAAUUUUAUGAUACAAACUGAAUUCGUAUCAUAAUAUAAAUGUACAAAUUUCUUUAUUGUAGAAAAUGUACUUGUACUUCUACGAUUAUUAUACACGUUAAGUUUGUAUCUCGAAAUACCAAAACACCGAUCAGGAUCCAAUAAUUAAGCUUGCAGCUCCUUCAAAUUCUAGUGUUUCUCCUUCAAUUUGUCGUGUGCAAGGACAUGGGCAAAGGUUGGAAUAUUAAACAGAAUAUUUAUGGACAACGUAUAACCCUCUUCGUACAUGCACCUAACCCAAGUUCCCAACACGAAACCACAUAUCAUUUGAUUGCCAAUGCCUAGAAUACCAAUUGCCAAAUCCAAAGUUCUCCAUGUUCAAAGAUUUCCCAACAUUUUUUCUUCACAUUAAAACACAAAGCAUGUCUCCCCACUCCAUAUGCCCAACAAAACUAGGUAUUGUUUGUUUUACCUAAGUUUGGAGACUCGGUUCAUAUGUUGACAUGUUGCAUAGAAUGAGAGAGUUUGAAGAGAUAACCAUAAAUUAUACGGUACGAUCGAUGAGAUUAUAUGUUCUUCACAGACUUUAGAGUCAUCUUUGUCUUUGUAUAAUACAAGAAUUUAGACUCUUCUCUUGAAUUUCGAUGUAAACUCAUAAGUUUUAUAAAAAAUGAAUUUAGUCCUGACUGAGUUAGAUAAUGUAUCAUUACCAUAUCCCUUCAAAAAGCAAAGAUAAAAACUAGAGUUACAAACGGAUCCCUAAUUCAUCAAUUUUAAAAACUUUCGAAAUUGGUCGUGAGAUUGUUAUUAAUAUAUUAUAGUAAAUCGAGGAAAUUGGCUUGACUGACCAUGGUAUCCUAUGUUUGGGAAUUGGGAUUAAAGAAGAGGAUGAGGAAAACGACAAAGCUACUAUUUUGGUUUUGGGGCAGAGAAAGAGAAGAACAGAACAAAGUAAACGCCGGGAGGAGAAAGAGAAGAGCAUCCAAUGCAAAGCAACGCGGAGAGCACGCCACGUCAACAUUAUUCCCGCGCCGGGAGAGACAGAGGGUCCACUACCGGCUUGACCGGACAAAGAUCCGACCGUCUCUGACACGUGCGAUGCGGCCGAAACGCCGACGCUAAGAACCCUCCUUCCUGGUUCCUCCGUCCUCCUUAACACGUGCGGCCGGAUCGGAGAGUCUUAUUUCGCCUGCGGCCGGAUGCAUUGAAUGACGGUACAUUUGGCCAUUUCUGAUGAUAAAUUGUCGUAUUGCUCUUUCUUCUCCCAUUUACGGUGAAGAAAACAUGCAAAACGACGGCGGCGCCUCUCCUCUCUUCUUUGUUCUGUCCUCCAACGCAAUGUUUGACCUAUCUGCCAAUGUGAAGGGGACAGCAAUCGAGUCUCUAUAAGACCUUGGAUUUCAGUGAUUAACAGGCAAGAUUGAAUAUUAGUUAUUAUGUUAAAAAUAAUUAAUUAACCAGAGAUUAUAUAUAAUUAUAAUUAGCUUGUUUGCUGGUUGUUAGGGGCAGAGGUAGAGGCAGUGAUGAGGCAAAGGGUACGUGGAACAGAUAGUUUUGUUUCCCCUCCGAAUCAAUCUUAAUCAGUCUGCGCCACAAAUUAAUUAAUAUCCUUUUGUUCUAAAUUCAUCGUUUAAACGUUUUAAUUACGUUUAAUCAAACUGCAUUAGCACCCUGAUCUUCACCAAAUGUUGAUUGAUCAGUACCACGAAGCUUCCUGAAUUAUAUUCAAAGAAUGUGACUAUUCGAAUAACACGAUGUUAUAAGAUUCACAACAUGCCAUGAUUAACUAAUUGUUAACUACUCCAAGUUGAUUGAACUAAUUAAUAGUAAUAUAUAUUUGUAGGGUUUGGUUCUGAGCAGUCUGAGUAAUCAGUUCGACAUUAACAUUAUCGAUCAACCGGUCCAACCACCAUGUUGCUAGACCGCAACACAUAUAACAAAUUCUUCUUCUGUCUCAAUCACGAAUCUUCAUGAACUAUAUAUGUUACAUAUGCAUGAUAGUACUAUUGGAAUAACACAAAUAUUACGAUGCACAACAUGCUCGAAUUAAUUAGUGAUAAUGAUAGCUUCGAGUGGAAUUGACGUCAUAGUACUUAUAUAAUUAUGAACAAUAGCAUCCACCACAUGGUCUGAUUUACGUCAAACGACAUUCUUGACGGCGAUAACUAAUUAAUUUCUUUUUUGUUUUAUAUAACCGGGAUAUCCAUCACCAUUCACCAUACAUGAGCGACAAAUCUUUUGACACGAGUGAUCGUGUAAAGUAGUAAAUGAAUGACCGUAAAGUUUCGAUACUGAAGAAGAGUCAAAUCUCUGAUUUAAAAUUUAGCGAGCAUGUCGAUCAACCACGAUAUAAUUCUCUUAUACGUUCAUGGUCGACGAGAUGUAACCAGAUAGAGACUACGAGAGAAAAACAGUCCCCUUUACAGAACCUAGACUGUUGAUAGAGAAACCCCAUUGCUGUAAUAUUUUUUGUGUGGCAGAUCAAUUAAUUAUAUGCACAUAGCAACAGCCAACAACAGCAGAAGAGAGCAGAGCCAUUCUUAUCUUUUAUCUCAAAGGACUUAGCUUGUAUGGAAGUGAUCAGUAAAUGGCGACGUGGAGGAAGUUUGUGAUACAUACUUGUCAAAAGAACAACGUAAGCAGCUGCAGGAGGAUCACUCUGUUGUGUUCUGUAUCUUUCGAGACCAAACCAAAACUACAUACAAUAAUGAAAACCUUAUAUUUAAGUUACAAUGUGUCCCCUCAGACAAGGACACUGUAUACCAAACGAAGAGUAAUGUUAGAUCGAUCGGAUUCCCUCCCGAUUUUACCUACCUGUUGCUUCAAUUUAAUGCAUGUGCUAGUUACUAGUUAGGUAUACCAAUUUACGGGGAAGGGACGAUGGAAUCUGCAGAGUGGUCGCCAACGCCAACUAUAUGUUUUUGAUUCAGUAUUCCUUCCCUAGGAGAGGGAAAGGUCGUCGGUCGAAUCGAAGACGACAUUGAUGGUUGAUAUUUAUGAUUAAGAGACUCGAGCUUAUCUUGGUUGGACAUUUCAACACAAGGCCUCUCUUGUCUUGGUAUUAUAACAGCUAGCCAUAGGGUAGCUACG
Linum trigynum is the source of this 9635-nucleotide messenger RNA. NCBI's taxonomy places the organism in Eukaryota, Viridiplantae, Streptophyta, Magnoliopsida, Malpighiales, Linaceae. The record is from the annotation of a GenBank genome assembly.